Chara braunii is the source of this 2209-nucleotide messenger RNA. Lineage: Eukaryota; Viridiplantae; Streptophyta; Charophyceae; Charales; Characeae. The record is from the annotation of a GenBank genome assembly.
CUACGUCGGCAGCAACUUCUGCUGCAAACUCAACUGGUCAAGUGUUGGGCAUGCUGACCAGUUCACAGUCCACCUCCAGUACGUCAGGGGCUGGCACUAGUCAGAUGGCGGGCUCGCAGUUCAGCUCGCCGCCUCCACGCACUCGGGAGCAGAUGGAGCUCAAGCAAGUCGAGAGGAUCCGCUUGAGGCUAGAGGAGGAUCUUGGGCAGGCUACUAAAAGAGAGAAAGAGAUUAGAGAUAGGAGUGUCAAACUAGAGGGAAGGGAGGCAGACAAGGCUGCGCUAGAGGAGUUAGAUGACUCGGCCCUUAGCAACAAUGAAAAGAUUCUGAAGGCGAGCAUCCUGUCCAUGCAUGCAUACAUGGACAGUAAACUGGAUACAAUCCAGGACACCUUGGACCAGAUCCUAAAUGCUAUGCACAAACCGGGAAUCAGGCCAGCAGUCUUGCCGUCGCUGCCAUUGUCAACGACGACAGGCCCGUAUGCCGCUCAGUCUGGACCACAACCAAGUGGAGACAAGAAGGACGAGGCUCUAGACACGUGGUUGAGAACGGUUCUAGUCUGGGUGAGGGCAAAGAGGACAUUGGUAGAAGAGGAAGUGAUAACUGCUGCAUCCUACUUAGAGGGUUCAACAACUCGUUGGUUAAAUGGAUUGGUUGCUUCAAAGGGUUUCGGCAGGAACAUGGGUGAUUGGGCGCAGACCCACACCUUAGAAAACUUUAUGGACUUAGUGGAAGCGAGUUGGCACAACCCUCAGCAGGCACAAAUUGCCACUGAUGGGGUACUGAAACUUGAUGCUAGGAAGUACAAGUCAGUGCGAGAGCUUCCCACGACCGUAGAGCGUCUGAUCGUUGUCCCAGGAGUGGAGUACAAUCCAGAGGUCUUAUUGACCACUUUUCUGAGAUGUCUUCCCACAGACAUCAAGAACUUAUUAGCCAGCGAGGCUCGCGGAGAGUAUCACACGUUUGAGACAUUCAGCAAGAAGGCUCUAGACUUAGAGGCUACGCUAGGUAGUGCUCAAACCCCUUCUACGGACGGGAGAAAGAAGAAGACUCCACAAGAGUGGAAGAAGAAGGGUAGUCGAUUGAUGAUGGUUGAUUCCGAUGGGAAUCAAACUGAGAUCGAUGAUGUUUCUGAGCUUGUGGAGGGAACCGAGUUAGACGGCGAGGAGAGUGCUGAGGGUAGCAACCUCGCCGCGGUAGUGAAGACUAAGGCAGGAGGCCGCGGGAAGGGCGGUCAACAAAGGGGUCAGGGGCAAGCCGCCAACCCAAACAAAAUAGUUGCUUGGGUUAGAGCAGGCUUGGAUCAGGAAGUGUGGCGAGAUCGUUGGUCGCGAGGUGCUUGCAUAAACUGCGGCGAGUACGGCCAUACGCAGUUUAAAUAUAAGAACCCGAAGGUCUCGCAAAAGAUCCCUCCUAAGGGGGCAGAACAUGAUGACGGAGUCUGUGUGGACAAAGUGGUUUGUGGAUUAGGAAGAGAGUUAACGGAUGGAGACAAAACCAGGGGAGGUAGGAGUGGUGAAGACAGGGGUGGUAGAGUAGUCGGAAGGUGGGUAACAGACGGCGGUAAAACCAGGGGAAAUAAAAGCGGUGAAGACGGGGGGGAUGAAGUCAGGGGUGGUGAAGUGGCUGAAGCAGAGAUAGGGGGGGCAGUCGUAGGUGAGACCCGAAGAGGGGACUCUGCAGGUGGUAAUGCAGGCAUGGCCACGGAUGCCAUGGAGGAACGCACCGAGACCAAGGGCGACACAACAGAUGCGGUGGUCACGGAUGCCAUGGAGGAACACACCGAGACCAAGGGCGACACAACGGCUGCGGUGGCCACGGAUGCCAUGGAGGAACACACCGAGACCAAGGGCGACACAACGGCUGCGGUGGCCACGGAUGCCAUGGCGGAACACACCGAGACCAAAGGCGACACAGCAGCUGCGGGUCGAGUUGCUCCUGCGGAAUCAAUCGUAGAAGCAACCAAGGCCGAUGAGGAAGAGACUGCGAACCGAAAAGGGGCAGCCAGGGUCACAAACGGCAUGGAAGGGGUUACUAAGACUGAUGAGGACGCAGGUGCGGCAAACACAGGUAAUGAAGAAGAGGCUGUGAUAGGUGUGACAGGCGCCGAUAAUGAAGAAGGGGCUGUGACAGGCGUAGUCCGAGGACAGUGUGUAGAUACCCGAGAAAGCGGGUGAUGAAUAGACCAUCGAAGCAUGCUGCGGAACCA